GCAGUCUCAGUUUAGCGACCGGACCCGAAACUAGGUGGUGGUUAGAUGAGGAGAGGGUACGAGGGCAGCGCGCGUCCCCGGAGUGGUUUCUCUUUGGAGCCCUAAAUUAUCGAGGCUGUACCCCCGGGGGCGGGCUUGUUUACGCUUCCCGACCCUCUCCCAGCUUCUGAACCUGAGCCGGGGCUCACCCCCGACCCCUCGGUGCCCGCCCAGUGCAGAGGAGGCAGGAUGGAGUUCAAGCUGGAGGCUCACCGCAUCGUCAGCAUCUCCCUGGGCAAGAUCUACAACUCGCGGGUCCAGCGCGGCGGCAUCAAGCUGCACAAGAACCUCCUGGUCUCGCUGGUGCUGCGCAGCGCCCGCCAGGUCUACCUGAGUGACCCGUGUCCCGGCUUCUACCUGGCCGGUUCCACCGAGACCCCAGUGCCGCCGCCGCAGCAGCCCGGGGAGCCGGCGGCCGGGCCCCCUGCCGGCUGGGGGGAGCCGCCUCCGCCCACCGCCCUUGCCGCCUGGCGGGAGACCCAGCCGCAGCCGGAGCGCCCAGCCGUCCCAGACGCGCCGCGGGCGGGAGACGCGGAACCGGCGGGAGCGGUGGCCGGAGCUGGGGACGCUCCUCCGGGCCGAGAGGCGGACGCAACGGAGGCUACCUGGGGCCGCGUGGCAGCGGCCGGGGGACUCUCGGACUUUCUCCCGGAGAGGCUGCGCGCUGCGCGACGCCCCUGCGGCUGCCCCGCAGGAGGGGAGGACCAGCCGGGCGCGUCCCCCGGCGCCGACUGCUGCUGCUCGCCGCGGCCCGUCGAGGAGGAGCCCCCCGCGCCGCCUGUGGUGUGCCCCAGGAAGCGCGGCGCGGCGGGGGCAGGCGGCGGCCACUCGGGCUGCCCGGCGCCGGACUCGACCCCGCUGAAGAAGCCGCGCCGGAACUUGGAGGAGCAGCCGGGCGCGGGCGAGCAGGACGGCGAGGAGGAGAUGGAGACCGGGAACGUGGCUAACCUCAUUAGCAUCUUCGGUUCCAGCUUCUCGGGACUCUUGCGGAAAAGCCCCGGGGGCGGCCGGGAGAAAGAAGAGGCCGAGGAGAGCGGUGCGGAAGCCGCCGAGCCCGGGCAGAUCUGCUGCGAUAAGCCGGUGCUGAGAGACAUUAACCCUUGGAGCACAGCCAUCGUGGCCUUCUGAGCCCCGGCCCCGCCGGGGUGAGGUUGAAUCGCGGCGUCCCCAAAGCGAGCGCCGGACCGCUCCGGGCCGCGAGGACGCCCCAGGGACCGCAGGCGCUGAGCGCGUUGGGGAGACUGAUGCUGCCGGGCAGCGCGCACUGUCCCCGGCUGGGCAGCCGGGCUGUGCCGACACUCCAAGUCUCAUCCUGAGACCUGGAGUUGGAGGCUUAUUGGAAGAGGACGAUCGUUAAUUUUUGUGUAUGUGUAUGUCCGUGUGUCUGUAAGUUUGUCUUGUUGAAUUAAGACUUGUUUUGUCCUUCUGGAAUGCACCACCCCUUCCCCGGGGCUUAUGACUUUGGCGGCAGACAGGGACUUUCCUCUGCCGGCCGCACAGAGAAGGAAGCGGCUGAGAGGCGGCCGGGGAGUUCCCCACUCGUUCUCCGGGGAGGGAGGGACUUUACACACACCCCUCUCACGAAAGCUAGGACCACACCAGGGCCAGGAGUGGCGUUUCCUCCCAGGAUUUCCUCAGACUAGAGGGACUUGGUCUGGAGCGGAGACCUGUAGUACUUCUCUUCCUCCCCACCAUUCUCCAGCACAGAAGAAACGUUUAUACCCUGUGAUCGCUCUGGGAAAGGGGGCUAUUAAGGGACCUUUGCUUCCCCACAGGGGGAGAAAGCUUGACGAACUUCACGAAAGAGUUCAAGCUUGGAAAUAUGGAGUUUAUAAAGAAGAGAUAUAUUUUUAAAAGCUCUAGCUCAGAACUACUACACAGUGCUUUUAAAAAGUGUUUAAUGAAACAAAGUUUACAGACAAAAGCCCUAAGUGGAAAGACCUUAUGGUUUUGUAGAUACGGUGACUCCAGUCUUUGUUGUAUAAAGGUUGGGGGAGCUGAUAAGGUUUUUGUACAGUAUUUUCUCCUUCGUUGUAUUGAUUUUUGUAUAAAAAAAAUGUAACUUUACGUGUCUAACACGUAUUAAAUAUUUUGAAGCAA
Messenger RNA from Marmota monax (woodchuck), 2139 nucleotides. It is a transcript of the gene Ier5, whose product is annotated as immediate early response 5. The transcript has a single exon. The record is from RefSeq and is a predicted model, not a curated record. The coding region runs from base 229 to 1167 and encodes 312 amino acids. Lineage: Eukaryota; Metazoa; Chordata; Mammalia; Rodentia; Sciuridae.